AUUGCAGGGCGCCUAUAAGUGUCCGGGUGACGACAUAAACCGGCGCGGUGUUUAGACUCCACUGAUGUCGUGGCGCUCAGAGGCAAAAAGUUGGUGCUCUGAGGGGCCCUGGGACUGAAGUCGAGGUCCGGUGACCCUGGCCCUUUCCUACCCACUCCUCCUCGCCCGCCCUUCCCUCUCCUGGCAGGAUGAGGCGUGCAGGCCUGGGUGAGGGAGCACCUCCUGGCAGCUAUGGGAGCUAUGGCUAUGCCAAUAGUGGAUAUAAUGCCUGUGAAGAAGAGAACGACAGGCUCACUGAAAGUCUGAGAAGCAAAGUGACUGCUAUAAAAUCUCUUUCCAUUGAAAUAGGCCAUGAAGUUAAAAAUCAAAACAAACUGUUAGCUGAAAUGGAUUCGCAAUUUGAUUCUACAACUGGAUUUCUAGGUAAAACCAUGGGAAGACUGAAGAUUUUGUCCAGAGGAAGCCAAACAAAAUUGCUAUGCUAUAUGAUGCUGUUUUCAUUGUUUGUCUUUUUUGUCAUUUAUUGGAUUAUUAAACUGAGGUGAUGCAA
Peromyscus eremicus (cactus mouse) is the source of this 550-nucleotide messenger RNA. It is a transcript of the gene Bet1, whose product is annotated as Bet1 golgi vesicular membrane trafficking protein. Gene Ontology annotation, molecular function: SNAP receptor activity. Gene Ontology annotation, cellular component: SNARE complex; Golgi trans cisterna. Gene Ontology annotation, biological process: endoplasmic reticulum to Golgi vesicle-mediated transport; vesicle fusion with Golgi apparatus. The transcript is spliced from 4 exons. The record is from RefSeq and is a predicted model, not a curated record. Lineage: Eukaryota; Metazoa; Chordata; Mammalia; Rodentia; Cricetidae. Bases 189 to 545 code for a protein of 118 amino acids.